Messenger RNA from Suillus plorans, 3447 nucleotides. RefSeq lists its product as uncharacterized. Lineage: Eukaryota; Fungi; Basidiomycota; Agaricomycetes; Boletales; Suillaceae. The record is from RefSeq and is a predicted model, not a curated record. The coding region runs from base 1 to 3447 and encodes 1148 amino acids. The transcript is spliced from 10 exons.
AUGGCACGUCGCAACCACAACACAUCUGGAGAUGGGGAGACACUCACUGUACGUAUGCAUGAUCAGUUUGACGCCCAAUUUAUGAGUCACGGAUGGCAGGUGGAUGAGCUGCGUGCAAUGAUGAACAAGCGCCCUGUCCAGGCGAAGGAGCCAGCGACCAACCCGGCGAAAAACACUCAGAGGAUGGACGCAGCGCUCGCGAAGUGUAAGAUCGGUGUGGCGUACAUCGAUAUACUCAAAAUCAAGAACUCGUUGGUAUUCGGCAGAUAUAACGAUCGGCCGCAGGAGCUCAAGGAGGUGAACAAGCUUCUUGCGUCGUUCAAGAAGGAUGGAAUCCUGGCGAUGCGAGAAGCGACAGCGAUACCGAUUAUGAUAUCGGGCGCCCGCGUGAAGACCGGGUUGAGCCUCGCAGUCAACUUUGACAUCCCAGAUGCUGUGCCGCAGUUACAAUUGAAGGACGUCAAUGACAUUGUCGUAGCAUCGGGACAACAUCGCGUUGCUGCGUUGAAGAGAUAUUUUGAAAUCGUUACUGGAGAGAUGAUGCGUAUCGAGCAACGCUGCGACGAUAUAGCUGCGCUGGAUAAUUUGAGCCCAGACCACCUCACCGAGUUCAACAGGCUUCGCGACCAACUGGAUGAGCUGCAGGAGAUAAUAAGUCUAAUGGGAAAAUGGGGCAUCAUCGCAUAUGAUGAAGACAGCGUGUUGGCGGAUGGCGACAUGUUGGCAGACCACUUGUGUCGAAACAAAUUCUUGCACGACUACAAUGAGACCGCAGAAGAAGUGUUGAGCAAGAUCUUGCGAUCGGUGAGAAAAGCUCACAACGAUGCUUCUGAGCAUGAGCGAGUCGCGGCAGCACUGCGUGAGCUGUGGAUUCAGCGCGAUAAUACCGAGCGGCACAAGAAUGCACGGUUGACGAAAGUCACGAGCUACGACCUGCUCGUUUUAGUGCUCGCGCUGCAUCUCCUGCCGUUGGGACCACACUUUCGCCGUCGCAAGGAGUUCCAAAUCACCUGGCUCGCCAACUCAAUUGAUGUAGUCAUGGGGAUGUUCAUUCAAUUUAUUAUGUUCCACAGUCACAUUCUGAAUUUGCUUGCAUCGAGCGAUGACUUCCCGGACUAUGCAACAGUGACCAACAUAAUCUCGGUAGCAUCCAGUGAUGGGACAGACCGCAACGCUUCGGUCGAGCAACUUGCAGUGUGGCGCACGCAGAUAUACGACAGCAGGGCCAAUACUGAAGUUACCAUUUUCAACGAUGUGUUCGAGGAUGUGUCCGAUUUCGUUCAAGAGGAGUUUCGUAAUAUUCCUUUAACGAAUGUCGGGACCAAGGACCCCCAGUACAUUAACAGCCUGGACAAUUACUCGCACUACCUUGUCAGCAAGUUGCGCUCAAAGUGGCGCCUUGCGACAACAAAGCCCUCACAAUGGAAUGACAUUACCCGGUUUCACGAUAGGGUUGUGGCAAGGAUUGCCGUGUGGUUGACCCCUGAAGAUUUCGUGCAAGAGGCCCCGUUACCGCUGUUGUGUGGUCACCUCCUCGAUAUCGCAUGGAGUAGUCUAAUAUCGAACAUCGCUGCAUUUGAGGAGAUCAGCGGAUGGUUCGAGCCUCUGCUGCUGCACUAUCGGAUACUCCAUCGCAACGGCCAUGCGAUGGAUGACAAGUCCCAAGUAAUGUUCACGAACCUUCGCAACGAAUCCAGGAUAAGCGAGCGCGAGAUAAUAGAAGAGGCGGUGUUUACUUGCUUGUGGGCACUCCGCGGGACGCUGGUCCUGCGGCUGCAGAACAAUUUGACGACAGUGUCAGCUCGCAAGAGGAAGAGCAAGCCGUUUAAAGACCGAAAGGAGGUCGACAAAGCGUUCGCACAGCUAGGGUCCGAUGCGCAGGACAAUCUGCAGAAGUUGCAUACGUUGAUGUUGGCAAGGAAGGGACGAGGACGGGAUCUAACUUCUGAGCUGCAGGAUGUCCCUGGAAUCCUUGCCAUGCACGUCACGAGCUGGGACUGGCAUACUCGCAUAACAAAAAAUGGCAAGCGGGACACAGAGCCACUGAUCAAGGUAUUAUUGCUUGAUCUUGUCAAAAUUCGCAAAAGACGCGAGGGUCUAUUCAAAGAUCCGAUGGUUGCAGGUCUUCGCACAAUCCUGGAGGGGGUGAUUGCCAAGCAUACGAGAGCAGUUAAUACAUAUGAGGAGAGCGGCCAGAUCGUCAAGCGUAAGAGGUGGUUAUGGUACGAUGGAGCCAAGAUUCCGCCGAACGUCACUCCUACAGUGGAGACUGUACUCACUGCGGACUGUCACGCGAUACACGCACGCAUGCAGAGUUGCCAGGACAUGGAGGGGAAUGAUCGCGCUGCUAUCAUGAAGCUAGUCGAUUAUGUCGAACGCAUGUCAAUUGCAAAGGCGACAUCGACCCACAGUCUGGUAGCAGCGAAUGUCGUUCGAGGGCUCGCGAAGCUUAUACGCGAAUUGGAGACCAAUAGUACACGUCUCCGCACGCGAGCACUAGAGAAAGACGAUAGUUUCACUUAUGACAUCACGGAUACUGUUGAUCUCAAAAUAGCUCUGAUGCAAGGUUUGGAAGACGAGAAUACCAAUGCAAGUACAUAUAUAAUUGGGGAUCACACUGGUGAACAGGAAGAUGAAUCACCUGUGGUCGAACCGAAGCACAAUGAACAACCCUCGAACACGACAGUAACCAUGGUCGAAAAUAAUGAUGGACACCCCGGGAGCCACACGUCUUCGGGAUCUGGGCAGCCGAAACCUCGUCCCAUAGCGCAUUGCAAGAAUAAUAAUAACACGACCACUCGUACUGACUCACACGAUAUGAUAACUGAUGCCUUCCAAUUGACUGGAUCAUCCCCGCGCCCACAGAGCAAGGGAAAAGAAAGAGCGAUAAUAUUUUCUAAUGGUGAUCGCUUUCAAGCGUUUGGGGAGAGCAAUGUAUCUGCUGGUCAAACGGCAGCAGGCGCACCUGCAGAGCACGAGCUUCAAAUUGGCGAACAUGCGUUUGACGACAAUCCAGGUGAUAGUUGUGACGCCAGUGAAACUGCAGCAGGCGUGGCUACACAAGGUGAGACAGGUGAGGAUGGGGGCAACGCCGCAAGUGGAGAUGUCACGAAUGGGAUGUUCUCGGUCGCAGCACCGCGGAAAGAACCUUGUCAAAAUACUAAUACCGACGUCAUUAUUCCUUUCGUGGGUACGGCAACUAUCGAUCAGACUGAGCAAAGUACAGCUCGAACACAAACUGCCUCUCAAGAACAAGAUACAGUGACUACUGGUCGAUCAGUUCCCAGGUGCAUCGCGCAUACUGCCAGGGCUUCUUUAAAGCGUCCAAGCGCUCCUACAGCAGCCACCCCAGGUCACUCGAGCAAGAAGGCUCGCAGCACUGGGUCCACUUACACUGCUAACAACGAUGCCAAUGACCAAUUGGUUGUUAUUAAAGCCAAUAUGUAA